AUGGAUGCAGUCCCCAGCUACGGAGCUGGAAUUGAGAUCAUUUUUACUGCUUGUGUAACAGAACGAUCGUGCCCAUUAUACUACUUUUCUAUUCUCUCACCUCAGUUAAUCACAGAGACUUUCAGUCGGCACAACAAACUUGCUCUGAAAGCCCAGAAAGAGAAGAAAGCUCGUCAAGAAGCAGAACAGCGGGAAAAAGCGGAUCGAGCCGCCAAACUUGCCAAAGAAACUAAACAGGAAGACGGUGAGCCAAGGAUUAAGGAGCUGACUGAUGAGGAGGCAGAAAGAUUGCAACUGGAAAUAGACCAGAACAAAGAGAAGAAAGAAAAUGAUGCAAUGAACAUACCAGUCAAGUCUGCUGAAAAUCAAGUGGAAUCUCCCGAAUCCAGCAAGCAAGAUACCGAUGAAGAAGAGGAAGAUGAGAAGGACAAAGGCAAACUUAAGCCAAACUCUGGAAAUGGAGCAGACUUGCCAAACUACAGGUGGACACAAACUCUCUCUGAACUUGAUUUGGCCAUCCCAUUCAAUGUGAGCUUCAAACUGAAGGGAAAAGAUAUGGUGGUUGAUAUACAGAGGCGUCAUCUGAAGGUGGGCUUGAAGGGCCAUCCCCCCAUGAUUGAUGGAGACCUAUACAAUGAAGUAAAGGUGGAGGAGAGCUCAUGGCUAAUUGAGGAUGGAAAAAUAGUGACAGUGCACUUGGAAAAGAUCAACAAGAUGGAAUGGUGGAAUAAGUUAAUCCAAACAGACCCAGAGAUUAACACCAAGAAAAUUAAUCCUGAGAAUUCAAAAUUAUCAGACUUGGAUAGCGAAACACGCAGCAUGGUUGAGAAAAUGAUGUAUGAUCAGAGGCAGAAAUCAAUGGGGCUUCCCACAUCGGACGAGCAAAAGAAGCAGGACAUACUGAAAAAGUUCAUGGAACAGCAUCCAGAAAUGGAUUUUUCCAAAGCAAAAUUCAACUAAUACAAUUCCCCCUAUUUUUUUUUUCUCCUUUCCUGGCAAACAUUCAAAUUGUAAACAGCAAGAAAUACCUUUCCCUUUGGGAUGAUGCAAAUACUCAUAUCGCUCCAUUUUGGGGUUAAAAAGUAGUUGUACUGUAACUCCAUAUAGUAUACUGCUUAGACUUGUGGAUUUUCAACAGCAGCAUCAGUUAUCAGGAGUCUGUCCUUCAUCUUUGUAAGGGAAUAUUUUAGGGAGAUGAAGGAAAUAAAUGGGAACUGUAUUACACAAUAAUUGCUUUCCCUUGGGCUUCAUCGGUUUUGGAAAAGCUGGGAAGGUAUCAUUUUAAAAAAAAGUUUUUUUAAAAUCUGAA
Molecule: messenger RNA, 1309 nt
Organism: Notechis scutatus (mainland tiger snake)
Lineage: Eukaryota; Metazoa; Chordata; Lepidosauria; Squamata; Elapidae
Source: RefSeq, a predicted model, not a curated record